UGGCAGGUCAUCAAAGCGCAUGCGCUGAUGCUGUAGCAGGUUACACGAGUUUAUUUUCAGCCUUUUUCUUGGAGGUGGUGGUGUAAACCAACCGUGUUGGACUCUUGUGGUUUAUUGCAAUGAUCUCCCUUGACUUUUGGAAUUAAACCCUGAGAGGCAAAGUGCCCGGAGCACCAAGGUUUGGAAACGUAACUGUGACAUGUGAAAUGUUGCUGCGUGGUUUGUCGGUUUUUCCAGGCGGCGACGGACAGACCAAGCCAGGCUAGUUUAAGCUAGUUUAGCUGCCAGCCAAGCAGCUCCAAUAUCCAUCGGUAACCCCUCUACUGGCUAGGCGUGUUGCAGUAUCUAAACAGCAUUUAUUUACAGAUUGUAAACUGUAAUAUCAUCUAAGGAUUCAUACAGUGUCACACCAGGCUGUUUGAGUGUGCACGCAGGACGUCGGGGGAAGCUAAUGCUAGCUACUGCUGUGGUAAAGGUCCACAAAAGCUAGUGACAUACACCAUAAAAGACUCCUUGUACAUAUAUUGACUGUUGAAUCAGUGCAGCGCUGAUACAUGCUAACUGUUAGCUAGCAGUUCACGUCGCACUACAGCAGACACAUUGUUUUGGCUGACAUGGCAGCCAGCGGGUACUCUGACCUGAGGGAGAAGCUGAAAUCCAUGACCCCACACAGGGACGAGCUCAAGAAUAAAUACGUGGACGGGACGAGUAACGGCAGCAGCGGAAAAGCUCCAAAACGCAAGAUCCGAGAGUCCGACGACGAUGAGUUUGAGCACAGCGAUGACUGCGCGGAGAACAGGGAGCAGGAGGCCAGCCGGGUGAAGAGCAGCAUCCUGCAGGAGAGCAUCUUCACCCCAGAGGAGUGCGCCCUCAUCGAGGAGAAGAUCGACGACGUGGUUUCCAGAGGAGAGGCUGGACUUUACCGGGAUCACACCGUGGACAGGGCGCCCCUCCGCAACAAGUACUUCUUCGGGGAGGGCUACACAUACGGGUCCCAGCUGGAGAAGCGUGGCCCGGGGCAGGAGAGGCUGUACCGCAAAGGAGAGGUGGACGACAUCCCAAGCUGGGUGCACGACCUGGUGAUCAAGCGCCUGGUGUCAAGUGGAGUUGUCCCUGAAGGGUUUGUCAACAGUGCAGUCAUCAAUGAUUAUCAACCAGGAGGCUGCAUUGUGUCACACGUGGAUCCUCAACACAUCUUUGCACGGCCCAUCGUAUCCGUAUCCUUCUUCAGUGACAGCGCGCUAUGCUUCGGAUGCCGCUUCCAGUUCAAACCCAUCCGCGUGUCGGAGCCGGUGUUUGUCCUGCCCGUGAGGAGGGGGAGCGUCACGGUCCUCAGUGGUUAUGCAGCUGAUGAUAUCACCCACUGUAUCCGACCCCAAGACAUCAAGGAGCGUCGUGCGGUGAUCAUACUAAGAAAGACCAGACCUGACGCUCCACGAGUCGACUCUGGCAGCCCUAUCAUCUCUUCUCCUGCAGAGAGACCCAUUCUGAAGGCCAAACGCUCUCAUCGCAGAGCAACACCAGAUGCUGCUCACAGGCCGAGGGUACUGGAGAUGGACAAAGAGGAGAACAGACAUCCAUCAAACUCCCGUCAUCGUCGUCAUAGUAUCAGCUCAGAGAACUACGGGAGACGUGGACAAGACUCCGACAAACACCGGGAGAGCUCAGGACGCAAAGUCAAGAUGAGACGGCACUAAGCACUUCUCAAUCACACAUGUACACAUAUAAAUAUAAACCCUUUCUUUAUGCAUUUCAAUAUUGUAACCUCUUUUGACCAGUCAUCAUUUUCUCACUCUAGUUUAUGUCUGGCACAAGGAGCACAGUAAUCAUAUUGUCUGUUUUGGUUUGAGUCCGGGUCAGUCCGAGUGCAUUAUUUUUUUCCUGCAGACAAAGCGUGUGUCUGCUGCACAGUUCGGAACCUGAUGUAACAACACUACACUAAGGCUCUGUUGUUAAAUUCCCUUUAAUCCAACUUUUCUUGUUCUAUGUCGACAAACAUUUCAGAGUGGCAUGUAUUUUUUGUAACCAAGAUGUACAGACCACAAGAGCUAAAGAAAAGAUGUAUGAAUGGACUUGUACAAAAGAAACCCUGAGCUGUAAUCUAACUUGUUAUAAUGUACAAUAUAAUUGUAUAGCCUUUCAUUGGGGGAACUUUUAUGCAGAAAGAAAGUUGUGAUUUAUUUGAACCUACAUUUCUGAUCCUCACCGUUAAUGUGUCAUCACACCCCUUUGCUCACUUCGGCCUCCCUGUCACAGUUUAAUUUAAAAACACCUGGCAGAUGUUCAGCCAUCCUGUUCUGUUUUAUCAUUUGAUUCAGCUGUAUGUCUCCUCUUGGGGGAAGUCACAAUAUGGUACAUCGACUAAACCAAUGUUUAAUGGAGCGGUGAAAACCUCAGUGCUUGUCUUGGGCUCCUGUUUCAGUUUGAAGUUGCUUUACCUUGUAUAGUGACAGGGGCCAUGUUAUUGCUGUUCUGUAUUAAAUCAAAAAUGUUCCUCAAUUCAAUUGGGUGAUAUUUGGGUCAGACAGAACAAAACAAACUUGUUUAACUUGUGUCUGAACACACAAAUGAGAAGGAAACUUCCAGAAUAAUUUGUCUUUGCAAUUUGCUUUGUAAACACAGAUUAAAAUUGCUUCCAGUCAACCAUAACAGGCAGAGGUAAUUAUUUGCUGACUGCUAGUCUAGUCUGGAGUUACACAUGGACACAAAUAUCCCUGGUUAAUAGAAUAAAAUACUCUCUUAAAGCAGGGGGGGUAAUGGUUUUCUAAAGCUAAGCUACAGCUGUGAACUUAAUAUUAGCAAAUGUAUACUUGGUAGCCUGCAACACCAUCUCCACAGAUUUGGUUUGCUAUUCAUUCAAAAUGAGUAAUUUACUCCUAAAAUCAUUAUUUCUAUAUCAAUCACUCACCACCAGUCAGCCUGAAAUUGUGAACAAAGUUAUUUUCUUCCUGCAUGACUUCACGGUGAGUGAAAAAACCCAAAAUGGAGGAAAUUCUUGAUGAUUUGAAUUAAUUAGGAUGCUGUGCUAAAGAACAAUGAAACUUAAAAAACACCUUUCAUUUCCAUUUCCCCCAAAACGUUAAUAAAUAAAUCAGCUCCAAAUAAAGUGCGUUCGAAAGUUCAAAUAACUGUCCAAUCGGAAGUGGGGAAUCAGUGCUUAGAAAGUGCUCAGCUUUGUCAAACUAAUACACUAUAUUAAAUCUGCAGUGAUUGACAGAGAACUAGUUGCCAACUGUUUCCGUAACCCUCAAAUGAUUAUCUUGUUGAGUAAAAUGUCAGAAAACGCUGAUUUAAACCCCUCAAUAAUGUAGAUGUACUUCUUUCCCAUGUUUUAUAUCGUAGUUAACUGUCUACUUUGUUUUUGAAGUAACACAUUAAGACGUAAGACAUGGGUUUUUAAAAACUGGGAUGGAGAUUUUCAACUAUAUUUUUGCAAUUUUAAAGAACGAUCAAUACAUGGCGGAUUCAUUGAUAAUGAACAUAAGCGUUAGUUACAGUAUAUACUGUAUAUUUUAUUUUGCAUGUUUUAAAGUUUCCUUCCCACUUUGUGCUCAUAUCGUUUCUAAAUCAAUGAGGGUCUUCACUCACCAUAUACACUGACAGGAACCCAUCAUGGAAGAAUUUCACAGUGCAGUGGCCUCAUAUAGACCCCCCUUUGCUGAAUUUAAUCACACUUCAGUGGAGACUAAAUAUAGUGUAUUUUGUGUCAUCCUAUUGGACCACUUUCAACAGGACGGUUCACUGGUUUAGAGGAGUUGCGCUGUCAUCAUCAUUGUAAACAGAUUUUAGCAUUGGUAUAUUUGUGUAUCGAUCAUUUACUUUUCUUGGAGCAUAUUAUUUAAUUGGUGAUUUUAACACAAGGUGAGAAGACAAGAAGGGAAAACAAGUUUGGACUUUUUGCAAUUCAAUUUCUGUAUUCCUCUAAUAUCUCCUGAAUUGGUAUAUAAGUUUGUAUAUUAUGCAUCCUCGAUAUUUCCAGAGAGUUAUUUAUAAUUCAAUAAAGAAAAUAUGAAAAUGUA
Molecule: messenger RNA, 4019 nt
Organism: Eleginops maclovinus (Patagonian blennie)
Lineage: Eukaryota; Metazoa; Chordata; Actinopteri; Perciformes; Eleginopidae
Gene: alkbh5
Product: alkB homolog 5, RNA demethylase
Exons: 4
Coding region: 615-1697 (360 amino acids)
Biological process (GO): mRNA processing; mRNA export from nucleus
Cellular component (GO): nucleus
Molecular function (GO): oxidative RNA demethylase activity
Source: RefSeq, a predicted model, not a curated record